GGGCCUUCUGGGCCUGCGCGGCGUCGCCAUGGCGACAGCGGCGGUUGGGGCGGGGAGCGCGCUGCCGCCCGUUCCUCAGCAGAUCCCAUUGGUUCCAGGUUCGAAUCCCCGGCCCGGCAUCCCAAGUCGGGUUUUGGGGUUCCCCUGCUAAAGCCUUUAGACAGCUUGUCCGGCAGUUGGAUUGUAAAUCAAACACUGACUUGACUUGAUUUUGUCUAAAUCACAUGUCCUAAAAUGCAAUCACAAAAUGGAGACUUGGACACAGGCCUUGGAGGGGAGAUCGUUGCCCAAGGGGUGGCAGGAGAGCCUCUGACCAGCGCUGGGAAUGAUGUGACCCCCACAGAAAACGAAGGAAAUUCUGUCAGCACAGUGUCAGGACUACGAGCACAACUAGACAGUGAAGAGCAAGAAUCUGAAGAGAAGACUAUUGAAAAUGCAAUUACUCAAACACAGUCUAAAGAGAAUUUGAAUGAGUACUGCACUGGAGACAUCCUCGAAAGAGCGCAAAAAGAUGUUAAAACUCAAGAGAAAGGCUUCAACUGUAUGUCCAGAACAGAUCAACAGAAUGAACAAAAAUCAGAUGGUGAUCACAAGUCACUAACCAGCUCAUUCAGUCAAAGGACAGAAGAAAAAGGGGGCUGUGUAAGAAUGACAAAAAAGAUUCUGCGAGACAUUUGUAAGCAGCAGAAAUUGUACUUGACCCCAUCCUUAAAUGAUAUACUUUACUUGCAUUAUAAAGGAUUUGACCGACUGGAGAACCUUGAAGAGUAUACCGGAUUGAGGUGUUUAUGGCUGGAAUGCAAUGGCUUAAGAAAAAUAGAGAAUUUGGAGGCUCUGACAGAGUUGCGCUGCCUCUAUUUGCAACUCAAUUUAAUUAACAGAAUUGAAAAUCUUGAAUCCUUAGAAAAGCUGGAUUCCCUCAACAUCAGUAACAACUAUGUCAAGACCAUUGAGAAUCUCUCUUGUCUGAAAGUUCUGAACACCCUGCAGAUUGCUCACAACAAGUUAGAAACAGUGGAAGACAUACAGCACUUGCAAGAAUGCCCAAGUAUUUCUGUUCUCGAUCUUUCCCACAACAACUUAAGUGAUCCAAAUAUUAUAACUAUUCUGGAAGCAAUGCCUAAUUUGCGUGUGCUGAAUUUAAUGGGAAACCAAGUGAUCAAGAAAAUCACUAAUUAUAGAAAAACACUUACUGUUCGACUAAAACAGCUAACAUACCUGGAUGACAGACCAGUUUUCCCAAAGGAUAGAGCCUGUGCAGAAGCCUGGGCUGUUGGAGGGCUUGAAGCUGAGAAAGCAGAAAGGGAAAAAUGGGAAACCAGAGAGAGAAAAAAAAUCCAAGAUAGCAUCGAUGCUUUAGCAGCAAUCAGGCAAAAAGCAGAGGAAAAGAAAAGACAAAAGUAUAUGGAAGAAAGAGAUGCAGGUGCAAAAUGUGGAAACGAAGAUGCAACAGCCACCCUAGAAGGAGGAUCUGCAAAUUCAGAUAACAAUGAUGGAAACUGUAAUACAUCAGAGACAUCAAAUCUAUCAGAAGAGCAAGAAACUCAAGAGAAGACUGAGAAAUUUAGAAAGAAAAGUGUUGAUGCUCAUGAGGAAGUGAUAACACUCGUACCAGACAGGGGAGAUAACACAGACUUCCCACCUGGAAGUAUUCCUGCAAGAAUUCAAGAAGAUGCACACAAGUUGAGUUCGUACAAACACUUAAACUUCAACAAGGAGCUAGAUGAUCAACCCAGAGAGAAUACAAGUACCGAAAGGCCCAUAGUUCCUGAACUGGAUGAAUAUGCUGAAAUCGAACAGAUCAAACCAGAGACACCAGAGAAACUUCAUCUUGAUGAACUGCCUGAUUUAGAAGAUAUAGAUGUAAAUGAAUUUCCCCCAGAAGAGGAAAUCUUUGUUCAAAAGCAACGUCACCCAAAUAUUGAAAUAAUUUCUGAAAUGACAAAUGACAGCGAUUCUGCCUUAGAGGAAAACGCUAAAACCACAUUUGAGCAUUCAGUAGGAGAAGUUCCAACAACAAUUUUUUCAAACAUGUCUAAGACACAUAAAGCACAAGAAAAUGAACGCCUAAGACCCUUUGCUGAAGGUUUAUUUAUGGAGCCCUCUAAUUCAGGAAGAUACUUGGAGACCAAAGACAAACAAGCUAACCCCCGGAAAGCCUUGAUACAAGAGGUUAUCUCUGAACCUACUGAAAAACUACUCUUGUCAUCAGUCUGCAAUCAACCAGAUGACCCAAGCCUGUGGGAAGGGGACAGCAAGAUUACAGUUCCUUGCCCUGGGAAUGGCAGUGAUGGAGAAGUACAGACCCUGGCUGAAGGCAAAGAGUGUCCUCAUGAACCACAAGAUGACAAGUCAGUAAGAAGGGAUUAGAUUAAUCACUUUGAAUAAAACAAACCAAAUCUGGAACAUUGUGCCUGCCUGACUGCUUAAAGUUGUUCAAAUGCAAAGUUCAGCAGUGGGACCAUCAGUUAAAACUGACGUAACACUUUGUGGUAUAAAAAAACCACUGCCUUCACCAUGAAGACUUCAGUGUUUCAGUCAGAGGCAAUGCAGCCUCCAACAUAUGACCUUCAGGGCAGAACAUAUGGUGAUGCCAGCAUGAAAGCAGCACAUAACCCUCUGUAACGUGCAGGUAACAAGUGCCUUGUGUUCCCAUUGACAAAAGUGCUAGAAAUCCCUCGCCUCUUCAGAGCAGCUGGGAGCAUUUACUACCACUGAAAAUGAGGGCAAUAGUGUUUUAAGGUUAAAUUCCACUCUCUCACAUCCUUUCUUUUUCCUUGCAUCUUUCUAGAAAUGUUUGUAUCUUAUGGUUUCAUUACCUACAUAGUUUCAAUUCAUAAUGUAAUACGUUUCUGUCAUUUGAACUAAAUAAAGAUUCUACUUGU
Molecule: messenger RNA, 2885 nt
Organism: Oxyura jamaicensis (ruddy duck)
Lineage: Eukaryota; Metazoa; Chordata; Aves; Anseriformes; Anatidae
Gene: DNAAF1
Product: dynein axonemal assembly factor 1
Exons: 14
Coding region: 235-2370 (711 amino acids)
Biological process (GO): cilium assembly
Cellular component (GO): axoneme
Molecular function (GO): protein binding; dynein complex binding
Source: RefSeq, a predicted model, not a curated record